UAUCUACCUAAACUUUGUCUGCGAGCGCAAGAAAGCCAAAAUCCUCUUCCUCGCAGCUCUCGCUACACAAGAGUAGACAUGCAGCGGAUUCUCCUGUUUUAGGAGUUUCUGGGUCGACUGCAUAUUUCUUCAAUUUGGGGGAAAAUCUUGUCGACGGGCCGCGGCCGCAAUGGUGUGGGAGAAGGAAUUUGUGAGCCGAGGAGGGGAAAUGUUGAAAUGGGUAGUCUGUUGAGUCAAGAAAAAUUGCCGCUAGGGUUUCUGAUUCAGCAUUCCGUUCCAAGAAAAAGAGAUGGAAUUGUAAACCUGCUGUCGUUGGAAGUUGCUUGAUCGAUUCGAGAAAAAUCUUGGUUUGACCUGGGAGAAAACCAAGGGGGCUGAUUCUGCUUGAUCAUAUUUGAGGUCGAUUAAUUGAUGGGGUGUUCUUGAAUCAGAAGAAACGAAUUGGCGGUUGGUUGGAUUUGAUUGAAGAGAUUGAGAAAUUGAUUAAAGUUUGGGUUUUGGGACCAUGGCUGUGGGGUGGAGUAUGACGCUUUGGGUGGCAAGGUUCAUAUGGAUGGCGUUGAGUGGUUGGGUGGUUUCUUGUCUGACUGUGGCUGAUGAAAUUGCAGGCUCCUUGCGGACAGGAGAUAUCGGUGCAUUCCAUGUCGGUUGAUUCCAUGAAAUUUUGUACAUCAGAACUCUGUACAGGCUCUGGUUCACUCCAGGGAAUUUUUACUUUUCUUUUUCGUUUUAUGUGUUUUAAUUUUUGGUUUCCCUUUUGAAAGAGUUGAGCUUUAUAGAGCUUUUUCUUUUAUGUUGAUGGUGUGAAUAGUAAAUGAAUGAUAGUUUGUUUGAAUUUCAGUUGCUUGAA
Molecule: messenger RNA, 850 nt
Organism: Sesamum indicum (sesame)
Lineage: Eukaryota; Viridiplantae; Streptophyta; Magnoliopsida; Lamiales; Pedaliaceae
Source: RefSeq, a predicted model, not a curated record